This is a messenger RNA of Truncatella angustata, 1890 nucleotides long. RefSeq lists its product as uncharacterized. The transcript has 3 exons. Bases 1 to 1890 code for a protein of 629 amino acids. Lineage: Eukaryota; Fungi; Ascomycota; Sordariomycetes; Amphisphaeriales; Sporocadaceae. The record is from RefSeq and is a predicted model, not a curated record.
AUGCCCGAUUUCUUCCCAUUCAUCCCUGGCACCGAGACCUCGCGCACCGCACGCCAGCACGCCUCCGACGCCUCGCCGUUGUUGGGCCGUUUCCGCGCCGUUCCCAGAUCCUUUGUAGACCAACAAAGCUCCCCUCGCUACCAUCCCCGCGGUGGCCGCCGCCAUCGCGCUUCCUCGACCUCGCAACUCGCCGCGCUACUUUCAGCCGGUGGAAGGGGGAGUGUACAUGUUGGCUAUGGAGCCCUUGUGACGGCCGCGCUGGAAUCGGACGACAACUCGAGCGACGAAUUUUACGAUGGCGAGGAUGAAGCGAGCUGGUUCUCAAGGACGAUAAAGGUAGUGGACCGGAACGUACAGGAUCUCUGGGUCGCGCCGAAGCAGGCCGCUGUGAAGAGAGUGGUUGAAUGCUGGUGGAGGAGGUGGAGCCUACUCAUCUUUCUGCCCGCUGGGCUGGCGGUUAUAUGGUGCGCCAUUCCUUUUCCGAAGUAUCCUUUACGCGAGGAUGACUGGGACCGGAAUCCCGGGUCCCAGGAGGACCAUCGAGUGCCCGGCCACGGCUCAGCGCGCGUCCAGGUGAACUUCUGGUUCUUCCUGUUUGUGUAUUAUGGCUUCUACAACCUGACAGCUCUAAUUUGGAUCACGAAAGUGUUCAACCUUUACAGCUUGAACUGGUGGCCAUCGACCCUAGGCUUUCCCCUCACUAUUUCCCUGAUUGCUAUUCUGGGCAUUGCUGCUCCUAUCCCAGUCUAUAUGGUGCCCAAGCUCAACUUCCUCACCAUCCAUAACACUGCUUGGAUUUCAUGGACCUUUAUCAUCAUGGCCAUGCCCGUUGGUAUCGCCUUUUGCAUUAUGAUGCUGAACGAGCGACACCUAGGGUUACGGCAGUCUCUAUCCGAGACGCAACGAAUUUUCACAACCUCUUGGUGGACCGGUGAGCCCGACAGCGUCUCUGCCCGUAACAAUCGUCGACACGCAGGCCUAAGGGGACACGAUCUUGACCCUGACGCAAUGUUGCACACAGCUCCGCGUCCCCGUGGCCGAAUUCCGGCGGCGAUGCGGCGGAACUGGCUUCCAGCAAGCUUUGUGCGCUUUGUCUGGUUUUGUCUUGCGCUCCUAGUCGGCUUACUGGCCUACUUGAUAGGGGAGGCCUACGCUGAGAUCUAUUUGAGGACUCUGCCUCAUACCAACUUGGAAACUGUCGUCUACGUCUACAGCUGGAUUCUGACAGUCCACCUACUAGACGCUUUGACCGGGUGGAUACUGGGUGCCAGCGAGGGUGAAAGGGUGGGCAGCUAUCCAUUAAGUUGGAUUUUCAAACUCUAUUUCAUGCUCACCUAUCAAACCUACGUCCGAGCACUCUAUGCGCGACUACGCUCGCCCUCACAGUUCAUCUUAUUGCAGGUUCUUUCGUCGAGCUUUCUCAUCAUCCUGACACCUAUCACCAUGUCGAAGACGUAUCACAAAAUCAUGGGCUUCCUUGGUGUCACAACGCAGUCAUACGCCUCCUAUCAGAAGCUACGCAUCCGAGAUGUCUUCAUACGAUUCCUCGCCGAAAACGUAAGCAUGCUCACCUUCCUCGGCAGCAUACUGGUGUUACACUUUGGUCCCAAUAAGGACGUGUAUCCUUACUUCACCUUCGAUGACCCAACGCGAGACGAGGGUUAUGAUUUUGGCCUAACGUUCUACGCUGCGAUGAUCACCUGGGCGUGCGAGCUAGUUGCAGGCAUUGUCCUCAGGGGGCUGAUCAUGUGGAUUUUCGGUGUCAAUGCCAGUGUGGAGGGCAAGUUGGAUCUUGCGGUUUGGCCCGAGCUAUUGCCUACCAGUGUCGCAGUCAUGCUGCAUGUACUACAGAACAUGCUGUUUUCUAUCAUUCGGCUGCAUUUCCGUUGA